AUGAAAUACGUGAUUGUAUCGGGUGGCGUUAUUAGUGGUAUCGGAAAGGGCGUUAUCGCUUCUUCAACUGGUUUGCUGUUCCGUUCUUUGGGCUACCGCGUGACGUCUAUCAAAAUUGACCCCUACAUGAAUAUCGACGCCGGUACGAUGUCUCCGUUGGAGCAUGGUGAAGUUUUCGUUCUGGCCGAUGGUGGUGAGGCAGAUCUUGAUCUUGGUAAUUACGAGCGUUAUCUCGGCGUCACGCUGACCCGCGAGCACAACCUCACUACCGGUAAGAUCUACCGCUACGUCAUUGAUAAGGAACGCCGGGGUGACUAUCUGGGCAAGACAGUCCAGAUCGUUCCUCAUUUGACCAACGCUAUUCAGGACUGGCUGGAGCGUGUCGCUCAUAUCCCUGUGGAUGGCUCUGACAUCCCUCCCGAUGUCUGCAUCAUUGAAUUGGGCGGCACCGUUGGUGAUAUCGAGAGUGCUCCGUUUGUGGAAGCUCUCCGUCAGUUCCAGUUCCGUGUCGGUCACCAGAAUUUCGCGCUCAUCCAUGUGUCGCUUGUUCCUGUUAUCCACGGUGAGCUCAAGACCAAACCCACACAGGCCGCUAUUCGCGAUCUGCGGUCUCUUGGCCUCACUCCCGACAUCAUUGCAUGCCGCUGCUCUGAGCAGCUUAGCGAGGCCACUAUCUCUAAGAUUUCUAUGUUUUGUCACGUCGGCCCUGAGCAGGUUCUUGGUGUGCACGACGUGAACUCAACUUAUCAUGUUCCUCUCAUGCUUAAUGAAAACCGUCUCAUGGACUACUUUGCUAAGCGCUUGCAACUGUCAGACAUCAGUUUGAGCUCUGAUCGGGUGGAGAAUGGCACCAAUCUGUUCCGUCGUUGGACCGCGCUGACAGAGUCUUUCGACAAUGCCCGUGAAACUGUCACUAUUGCCCUGGUUGGAAAGUACGUCGACCUUCAGGACUCUUACAUCUCUGUGGUAAAGGCAUUAGAGCACUCGGCACUCCAGUGCGGCCGCCUUUUGAAGAUUUCGUGGGUGGAUAGCGAGAAUCUUGAGGAAAAGACUUCGGAAACCAACAAGGUCCGCUUCCACGAGGCUUGGGCGGAGGUCUGCCAAGCAGACGGUAUCCUUGUUCCCGGUGGAUUCGGCUCUCGCGGUAUCGAGGGCAUGAUCCAGGCUGCUCGGUGGGCUCGCGAGAACAAAGUGCCUUAUCUUGGUAUCUGCCUCGGGUUCCAGGUGGCUGUAAUUGAGUACGCCCGCAGUGUUCUGGGUAUCAAGGAUGCUACGUCUGCCGAGUUCAACGAGCAUGCCGCCAACCCGUUCAUCGUGUACAUGCCCGAGGUUGACAAGACACAGAUGGGCGGCACCAUGCGUCUCGGACGCCGCGAGGCUCACUUCCAGAGCGAGUACAGUGACCGGUCUGUGCUGCGUCGUCUGUACGCCAAUGAAGACGUCGUCUACGAGCGUCACCGCCACCGCUACGAGGUCAAUCCCGAGCGCAUCGAUGACCUCGAAGCGGCCGGCCUGUCGUUUGUUGCCAAAGACGAGACCGGAACCCGUAUGGAGUCUUUCGAGGUCUUCUCCAACCCUUACUAUGUCGGCACUCAGUACCAUCCGGAGUAUUUGUCGCGCGUUUUGUCGCCUUCUCAGCCCAUUCUCGGUCUCGUGGCCUCCGCCUGUGGCAAGCUAGAUGAAGUCACCGGCGAACAACGCGAUACGGACUUUUAG
Messenger RNA from Wickerhamiella sorbophila, 1716 nucleotides. Its product is annotated as CTP synthase. The coding region runs from base 1 to 1716 and encodes 571 amino acids. NCBI's taxonomy places the organism in Eukaryota, Fungi, Ascomycota, Dipodascomycetes, Dipodascales, Trichomonascaceae. Gene Ontology annotation, cellular component: cytoophidium; cytoplasm. Gene Ontology annotation, molecular function: CTP synthase activity; identical protein binding. Gene Ontology annotation, biological process: CTP biosynthetic process; pyrimidine nucleobase biosynthetic process. The transcript has a single exon. The record is from RefSeq and is a predicted model, not a curated record.